AGAGUAGAAUUUAACCAUAUUAAGAGAUUUUAAGAAAAUGCCCAACGUGAAGAGAAAGCCACAACAGAAAAAUCAGGGAAAUAAACGAAAACGUCGGCAAAUCGAUUUGGGCGCAUUAUCAAAAAAGCAUAGAAAGCUAUAUAGAGAAGAAGGAAAGCGCCCUAUGAAAAAGGAAACGGAGAAUAUUGUGGCUGAAGAAACAGAUGUCAAGGCAAAUGAAAAUAAUGUGAACAGUGAGGAGGACUCCUACAGCUCCAGUGAUGAGGAACACAACCCAUAUCAACAGCUGCUGUCACAACUAGUUCCAUCUAGGCUGGACAACAAGUCACAUGUUGACUCAGAUGAAAGUGAGAGCAGUGAAAGCAAUGAAGAACUUGAAGAUGAUGAAGACGUUGAAGAAAUAGAGGCGGACACUAAGGACCUUGACUCUGAAGUUGAGAGUGAAGCAGAGGAUGAUAGUGAACAUGCGAAUGAUGAUGGCGAUGAUGAUGAUAGUGAUAAUCGUGAAGAGGAUGGGGAGGAGGAGGUUGAAGAUGAUGAGGUUGAUGAUGUGGAUGAUGAUACAGACAACAUACUUCUAGAUACAGAUCCCUUCCUUCAUCAUUUUGAGCGAGUCCUGGAUGAAGAUGUUGCUGAGAAACUCACUUCUUGUUCAGCUUGUCAGUCAGAAGAUGUUAAGGUACCAGGUGUGGGAGUGGCUCAACACAAGUGGCCGUCUCCAGCACUAAAAGUGAAACAUAGCUACAAGGAUGACAAGCGUCUUAAAGAGCUCCAUGUAAAAGAGGCACUGUGUGGUACCCUGGCAGAGACAAAUAGAAAACUGUGCAAUGUUUCAACAGACGGACUUACACCAUUUCAAAGUGGGCUUUUCCAGAUAUUCAACAAUUAUCAGGAUGUCUUCUACAGUGAGAGGGACAAAGACAAAGGGGAGCAACUGCGACUGGCUUAUUGCCUUCAUGCUCUCAACCAUGUGCUCAAAACAAGGAAGCAGGUGGUGGCCCACAACACAAAGAUCAAACAAAAAGGACACCAGGAUGUUGAUGAUGAUUUCAGAGACCAAGGACUGACCAGACCAAAGGUGCUUAUGAUUGUGCCUUUCCGUGAUUCGGCGAAGAAAAUUGUAGAUAUUCUCAUCGAGCUUCUCAAUCCGACCGAUCAAACAAUGCAGAGUUUUGUUUCCAACAAGAAGAGGUUUUACCAGGAGUACACAUUGCCUGAGGAGGAUGAGCCAAAGAAAGGAUAUAAGCCUGAGGACUUUGAGGCAACCUUCGAAGGCAACAUUGAUGACCAUUUCCGUAUAGGGCUUGGAGUAGCCAAGAAGACUUUGAAACUCUACACCCAGUUCUACAUGUCAGAUAUCAUCCUGGCGUCACCGCUUGGGUUGCGCAGGCUGAUUGGAGCAGAAGGGGAGAAGGAACGUGACUAUGACUUCCUCAGUUCCAUAGAGAUGCUCAUCAUUGAUCAGGCAGAUGUGCUCAUGAUGCAGAACUGGGACCAUGUGUUGCACAUCAUGCGACAUCUUCACCUUCAGCCCCAGGAAUCUCACGGGGUUGACUUCUCUCGGGUUCGUAUGUGGACGCUCAACGGCUGGUCCAAGUUCUACCGUCAGACGCUACUAUUCAGUGCUGUCUCUGUCCCGGAAAUGUCUGCCCUCUUCAACAAACACUGUCACAACUAUGCAGGGAAGUACCAGUUUCUGAGGAAACCGUCCACAGGAACCAUAUGUCAGAUAGCUGCCCAGCUGCCACAGGUUUUUCAUAGGAUAGAAAGUUCAUCCUAUACCAAUCUUCCUGAUGAUAGAUUUGAAUUCUUCAUCAAAAAGGUGUUUCCCCAGCACUCCAAGGCAGGCAUUCAGCAGACACUUAUCUUCAUUCCCUCGUACUUUGACUUUGUGCGGCUCCGUAACUACUUCAAAAGGGAGGGAAUCAAUGUGCUACAGGUCAGCGAGUACACGGAGGACAAAGCAGUGAACACGGCCAGGAAUCUGUUCUUUCACCACAAAGUGCCCUAUAUGCUGUACACUGAGCGAUUUCACUUCUACAAAAGGGUACGGGUGCGCGGUAUCCGUCACCUGAUAUUCUACAGCCUGCCCCAGUACCCCCACUUGUACAGCGAGGUGUGCAACAUGAUGCAGGACAGCAAGGUGAAGGCAGGGGCAGACUACUCCUGUACAGUCCUCUACAGCAAGUUUGAUGCCCAGAGACUGGCCGAGAUAGUCGGGACAGAGCGGGCGGGGGUCAUGUUGACCUCGCAGAAAUCUGUGCAUAUGUUUGUGUCUGGGGAGAAUGGUUAAUAAGUGUCAUAUGAAAGCAUGUGUCAUUUCUGUUCAUUUGUCAUUUUGUUUUGUUUAAUAAAAUAUUUGUUAAUUGA
Messenger RNA from Dreissena polymorpha, 2370 nucleotides. Its product is annotated as U3 small nucleolar RNA-associated protein 25 homolog. Gene Ontology annotation, molecular function: rRNA binding; U3 snoRNA binding. Gene Ontology annotation, cellular component: nucleolus; small-subunit processome. Gene Ontology annotation, biological process: maturation of SSU-rRNA from tricistronic rRNA transcript (SSU-rRNA, 5.8S rRNA, LSU-rRNA). The record is from RefSeq and is a predicted model, not a curated record. NCBI's taxonomy places the organism in Eukaryota, Metazoa, Mollusca, Bivalvia, Myida, Dreissenidae. The transcript is spliced from 21 exons. Bases 38 to 2293 code for a protein of 751 amino acids.